Musa acuminata AAA Group (dessert banana) is the source of this 1373-nucleotide messenger RNA. RefSeq lists its product as uncharacterized. The transcript is spliced from 6 exons. Lineage: Eukaryota; Viridiplantae; Streptophyta; Magnoliopsida; Zingiberales; Musaceae. The coding region runs from base 301 to 1107 and encodes 268 amino acids. The record is from RefSeq and is a predicted model, not a curated record.
CGGUCUUCGGGGACCCAUGCCUUGGGUAGUCCUAUCAAUACGCAGGGGUCUUGGUAGGAAAAGCAUGUUCAUCACUUCUGAGCAAUAAUUAUUCCACGCCUUAAUUUUCACUCAAAACUAUUAGAGAAGUAACGUGGGUGGCACGUGCGGAGACGUGUUCGUGUAAGACUUCCCGGGGAAAAUUAUGUUUUCCAUAAUAAUGAUAAAUAAAACCAACCCCUGCGAUGAUGAGCAAAUUUAGGAGGGCAUAGAGACGUGAAAGACAUUAAUUCUCUCCCCAUUAAACUUUACUAGGGCAAGAUGGAGGCCGAGGCCACCUCUUCCACCGCUCCGGCGAGGCUGAGGUGCCCCCGCGUGCAGGCCACGGACGAGGACCAGGUCCGCGUGAAGCGGCGGGCCCUCGAGGUGGUACUCGAGAACUGCAAGAGAGCGAUGGAAUUGUUGGAGAACGCGGCCCCUGAUUGCGAUCCCAACGACGAGGGCGAAGCACGGGAGGCGGCGGUAGCGGCUGGUGAGGUGGAGGGAUCGCCACCGCGAUCUCAAUCUGCAGCAGAUCCCGAUGCCAAUGCCUAUGCCUAUGCCUAUGCCUAUGCCGAUGAUGAUGAGCUAUGUGCACUUCUCAAGUUGAAAGUUGAAUCACCAGAUUUCCUUGAAAAGCUUGGAAGCAUCCAGACAUCUAUUUGCAAUAAUGUUCAUGCAGAUGAUGAUUCAUCUUGGGAUGUGAUUACCGCCGCAGACUUGUGGGAAGAUAGGCCUGUUGAUGGAGGGAACGACUCAGACCAAGAUGAUUAUGUUCUUGUCAGGCAAGAGGACAUUGUGGAUGGCAUAGCAUCCUUCAUGGCUGCCUACCUACUAGCACUAAAGCAAACUAAAGAUUUUAUUUUGCAGGAAUUAACUCCAAAUCAGCUUCAAGAUGCCCUAUGCAAAACAUUUUCUGGAAAGAAGAAGAAGAGUAAACUUCAGAAGGCAUGGGAUGGAAGCAAAGUCAUUUACAAUGUUGCUUCUUGGGGUGCAACUGCUAUUGGGAUAUACCAGAAUCCAGCAAUAAUCAGGGCAGCAUCUGUAGCCUUCUGGUCCUCUUGUCGCGUUAUAUCAAAGUUGUUUUGAUGACUCUACCUGAAUGAUGUGCCAUUGGAAGAACAUAAAAGAGUAGGCUUUUUUGUGGGCAUCAAACAAGCUAAAAAUUCUUAAUACUGUGUAAUUAGUGACUUGAAAGAAGAUCUCCUCCUGCAAGAAGGGAGGCCAUUUCUCCAGAUUUAUGACAUUGUAAAUAUGGAUAUAAACUAGUUAGUUGUCUAUUCACAUUGCAGCUCAAUGUACAUAUUUCCCUUGAUUGAUCAUCAAGAUUAGCAACUUGCAUUACGAUCAUCUUA